CUAUGGUUUCAUGGCGUCACAGCAUCAGUUAGGAAACAGGUCAUUUCGGCAACUACAGUUGCAAUUUAUAUGAAUGUCAUUGUGUACACGUUUUAUAACUUAAAGCUAUGAUGAGUCUGGGCGUUAUACCAGUUACCAAUGAGAUCUUGCGCUGUAACUGAUAAGGUUGAAGUCCCCACUGUCGAUCAUUAUCCAGCCCACUAUGGUGCGCCACAGCAAGCUACAGAAACAGGUCUUAUCCCUGUAUCGGCAGUUUCUGCGCGCGGCACAGGACAAGCCGGGCUUCAUACCGAGAAUACGCGAUGAAUUCCGUGCCAACGCUGCGAUCAAGAAGACUGAGGUCAUGCACAUAGAAUAUCUUUAUCGGCGAGGCCAACGCCAACUUGAACUGCUUAAAGAUGUCAACACUAAACAACUUGGAUCAUUCAGCAAGUCUAAAGAUAACAGCUGACCACUCACAUACCAACCAAUACGUGUAUUCAAAUAUCAGUACUGAAAUCUUUGUUUUCUGGGAAAUUACCUCAUGCAGUACAUGUAUAACGCGCUGGCUCAGUUAUUUAAAUGGAAAGACCAAAUGAUUUUCACUUUUCUCAGGCUGGACAAGAUUAAACCAUAACGGUUUUUUUUUUUACAAUGUUAUUUAUGUAUCUAAUUUGCAGAUUAAACCCAUAUUGUUUGGUGCUA
Messenger RNA from Ctenopharyngodon idella (grass carp), 684 nucleotides. RefSeq names its product succinate dehydrogenase complex assembly factor 1 (gene sdhaf1). Gene Ontology annotation, biological process: mitochondrial respiratory chain complex II assembly. The transcript has 2 exons. The record is from RefSeq and is a predicted model, not a curated record. Bases 203 to 451 code for a protein of 82 amino acids. Gene Ontology annotation, cellular component: mitochondrion. NCBI's taxonomy places the organism in Eukaryota, Metazoa, Chordata, Actinopteri, Cypriniformes, Xenocyprididae.